Messenger RNA from Carassius auratus (goldfish), 1837 nucleotides. Its product is annotated as protein ALP1-like. The transcript is spliced from 2 exons. NCBI's taxonomy places the organism in Eukaryota, Metazoa, Chordata, Actinopteri, Cypriniformes, Cyprinidae. The record is from RefSeq and is a predicted model, not a curated record. The coding region runs from base 285 to 1523 and encodes 412 amino acids.
UUCAUCCACCUUAAGGGCCGUACACACCGGGACGAAUAUCGGCGCGCGUUAUUCGCCAGCGUUUUCCAACACGUUUUUUGUGUUCACACCCAAGCGAUUUUCGCUGACGAUGAGCCGAGUGAACAUGCAAAUUCAUUCCCUGACAUUAGAUGGCGCUUAAUGUAAAACAGAAAUACCCCUGUACACAAGGUGGCGCUGCGCAACUUUACGCUUCUUAAACUCGCUUUUCACUCAGAAGAAGAGUGCAAGUAUUUACGCGCUUGUCAGAAUCAUACAAAGAAAACAUGAAUAUUUCAAGCACCAGUAACUCUAGCUCCAGUUCCAGCGAUGAAGAAAUUAUUGUUCUGUUGAAUGAGGAAAGACGCCGGAAAAGACGCCGAUUUUGGGUACAUCCCAUAGUUACGAGAAGAGAAGAACAUGGGGAGUUUUAUCGACUGGUACAAGAGCUGAAAAUGUAUCAUGAGCGUUUUCGGGGGUAUUUUAGAAUGUCCGUCAGUGAGUUCGAAAAUUUACUUCAACAACUGGCUCCCUUGCUGACGAAAGAACAGACACACUACCGUAAACCAAUCGACCCAGAACAGCGUUUGGCCGUGUGUUUACGUUUUCUAAGCACUGGGGACUCGUACCGCUCUAUUGCGUUCAGCUUUCGACUUGGUGUGUCAACUGUGGCUUCGAUAGUGAGUGAAACCUGUGAUGCAUUGUGGCACUGCCUCAGAGAUGAACAUUUGCCAGUGCCUACUGAAGAGAUGUGGAGGAGUACAGCCAGGAGAUUCCAUGAAAGAUGGAAUUUCCCUAACUGCUUGGGAGCCAUGGAUGGGAAACACAUAUUCAUCCAGGCCCCUGCAAACUCUGGUUCUCUAUACUUUAAUUAUAAAGGUACAUUCUCCGUUGUAUUGCUGGCCUUAGUUGAUGCAGAUUACCGCUUCCUGGUGGUUGAUGUGGGGAGCUAUGGCAGCAACAGUGAUGGAGGAAUCUUUGCCAAUUCUGUACUGGGAAAGGCACUCAGAAAUGGAACUCUGAAUGUUCCCCCACCAAGUGAACUUCCAGGUGCUCCUGAGCUGGGAAAAGUUAACCAUGUCAUUGUGGCGGAUGAAGCUUUUCCGCUGAAACCAUAUCUCCUCCGGCCAUACCCUGGACGCCGCCUCCCCACAGACAAGAGAAUUUUCAAUUAUCGUUUGUCUCGGGCACGGCGCAUCUCUGAAAAUGUAUUUGGCAUCCUCAGUCAACGCUUCCGGGUUUUCCAAAGAACUUUACAGGUUCAACCAAGUGUUGUUGACAAAGUUGUCAAAGCUGCUUGUGCGUUGUGCAAUUAUUUGCGCCCGAACGGAAAUGACCAGAAUCGUGCCACAGAGGAUGACCAUGAUUGUGAGCAACCACUACAAGGCUUUGAACAUUGUAGGGGGCAGCGGGCAUCUGUGGAGGCCCAAAAUGUCCGAGAACUGUACAAAGAGUACUUCAACUCACCAGCAGGAGAAGUUGCUUGGCAGUAUGACCAUGUGAACCAUGCUCUGGGGAACAGAUAAUAUCAACCUAUAAAUUUGAGCCAUUUUAAUUACAUUUUCCAUUGAGAAAACUGCUAGUGUAUGUGUAUAUAUACAAUUUCUGUGAACUUGAAUACACUAUCAAAUCUAUUGCAUCUGAUUCUUCAUUAAUUAAUAUGGCAGCACUCACCACAGCAAAUUAAAUAUUUUUGAUAUAACAUGUUCUAUCAAAGUUAAAGCAUAGUUUUUUUUUGCAAAAAGUAAAGUAUUUGGUCACUUCAACAUAUACUUAUUUACAACUAAAUGUAAGUUGUAUUUUUGAAAAUGUGUAUUUUUAAUAAACAUUUUUACUAGCA